Messenger RNA from Gracilinanus agilis (Agile Gracile Mouse Opossum), 818 nucleotides. Its product is annotated as E3 ubiquitin-protein ligase UBR4-like. The annotation marks the transcript as partial. The transcript has 5 exons. The record is from RefSeq and is a predicted model, not a curated record. Lineage: Eukaryota; Metazoa; Chordata; Mammalia; Didelphimorphia; Didelphidae.
UUGAAAGAAUAUUCCCAGAAGGCUGUGGAAAUUCUCCGAACCCAAAACCAUAUUCUUACUAAUCAUCCCAACUCCAACAUCUACAACACUUUGUCUGGUUUGGUGGAGUUUGAUGGUUAUUACCUAGAGAGUGAUCCCUGCUUGGUGUGUAACAACCCGGAAGUGCCAUUCUGUUAUAUCAAACUGUCAUCCAUCAAGGUGGAUACCCGUUACACCACCACUCAGCAGGUGGUGAAGCUCAUUGGUAGCCAUACCAUCAGCAAAGUGACAGUGAAGAUUGGUGACCUGAAGCGGACCAAGAUGGUGCGAACCAUUAAUCUAUAUUACAACAACCGAACAGUGCAGGCCAUCGUGGAGCUGAAAAAUAAGCCAGCUCGUUGGCACAAAGCCAAGAAAGUACAGUUGACCCCAGGGCAGACAGAGGUGAAGAUUGACCUGCCACUGCCCAUUGUGGCCUCUAAUCUGAUGAUUGAGUUUGCAGACUUCUAUGAAAACUACCAGGCCUCCACAGAGACCCUGCAAUGCCCUCGAUGUAGUGCCUCUGUUCCUGCCAAUCCUGGGGUCUGUGGCAACUGUGGAGAGAAUGUCUACCAGUGUCAUAAGUGCAGGUCCAUUAACUAUGAUGAGAAGGAUCCCUUCCUAUGCAAUGCCUGUGGCUUCUGUAAAUAUGCUCGUUUUGAUUUCAUGCUUUAUGCCAAACCCUGCUGUGCUGUGGAUCCCAUUGAGAAUGAAGAAGAUCGAAAGAAGGUGAGCAAUGAUGUCAUCUCAUUUUACUUUAGAUGGAACUGUCGGGGUAAGGGAUAAUUAGCUUUUUGAGA